Messenger RNA from Anopheles cruzii, 3547 nucleotides. RefSeq lists its product as uncharacterized. The record is from RefSeq and is a predicted model, not a curated record. Gene Ontology annotation, biological process: regulation of lipid biosynthetic process. NCBI's taxonomy places the organism in Eukaryota, Metazoa, Arthropoda, Insecta, Diptera, Culicidae. The transcript has 2 exons. Gene Ontology annotation, cellular component: cytosol. Bases 1 to 708 code for a protein of 235 amino acids.
AUGUUUCUUAAAAGCGACUCUCGAGGUGAGAAAUUCGAGCUGUUUCUAGAGGGCGUAAAAGUUCAAGUGUUUGAGACGGUCGGGGAUGCUACGGACACACUACCGGUAACGCCGAAAGCACAGCACUGUGGCGCUCACCAUGGCAAAAAGUCAAACCGUGCCUCGAUCCGGGAAGUGCUCAACACGUCCGAUCUCUUCCAGCUGUACAACACGCUGAAGCUGGUAAAGGUGGAUCUGCUGUGGGGCCGCCAAGACGCGGAAGACAGCGUCGACGAGUCGGCCGUCAUGGGCUGCAGCACGACCGCAUCGUCGAAAGUGCACGACAAAGGUACCACGAACGCCAGCAAUGCGAGCCUGCUUGCCAGGGAAGGGUCACCGGUGGGAAACGAAAAGACGGUCGACAGUAGCAUCACCGGAACACAGGCACCGGCCGGUGGUGGUACGCCAAAGGGACAUGCUCGCCGACCGAGCACCGUCUCGGUGGCGUCGUCCAACUCGGCGAGCACACUGAGCGAUUCCGACAGCGAAGCAUCGGCCGAGAACGAUUCCGGCAUCGAAUCGGAGGGUAAUCAGGAGCAGGACCGGAGUACCGAGUUGGCCAAGCAGUUUCGCACCCAUCUGCUCGGUCUGUACCGGUCGCUCGAACAGAUGAGUGAAGCGGCCAACUAUUUGACCACUCGGUACCAGAGUGACGUCGGCCCGGUCUAGGGUUUCUCGCGACUGUGCAGACGCAGAAACCCAGCAGCGUGUCGCGGCAGCGGUACGUACGUCCGAGAACAACGAUCCGAGGGUCGCAGUGGGAAGACGAACUGCAGCUGUCGCCGUGUUGCUUCCUUUCGUGCACUGUGAUAUCGUCCUCGCUGGUUACUCCCAGACCUCCAUCAACUCCUCCAACACCAGCGUGUGAUUGUUUUGCGACGAUUGUCCCUCUCAAGGAGGUCGGCAGUGAGAUUGUAUCUGCAGCUUUUCAGCACUCUAGCGAUUUAUGUAUGUAGCGAUUAGCCAGUGGUGCAGAAUGAGAGAAUGCUAGUUAAGUUGCCGCAAGUAGAGCGGGUUACGGCAAUUUGAAAAAGGCGUAGCAUAGAGUGAUGAGAUGCAUAUUCCUUGCGCUUUCUUCCACUCCUGGAACCGUGUUGUUACUAGCCUUAUGAUGAUGAUUUCCAGCAGCGAGAGAAAGUUACGAGAAAUUGCUUUCCGUUUCCGAUCCUGUGGUGAUAGAAUUGGUCCCCUAAAAACUUUGCUUUUCGUUCGUUAAAUUCCUAUCACUAUCAAUGUGUGUUUGCAUGUGAGAUGAGUGAGUGUGCAUGAGAGAUAAAGACGUGUUUGUGAUUGCUUGAGUGUGAUAAACGAAAGAAGGAGGGACGUGACGCGUCGCAUUAUUGCUACCGAUUCGAAGAGCCAUUUCUCACAAGACAAGCAGACAUAAUUAAUGUUUUUUUUGCACGAAAAGCAUUUUUCGCCGGGGGCCCGAAAUCACGUCGUCUGCUUGAUCUUGGUUUUCCAGAUAAAUAUCUCCACGCGCUUGUCGACAUCUCAACUCUCGCAAUUGGGACUCGUCGAGGACACGCUAUAGGUUGUGGGCUCGUAGGAAAAGAAUUGUUCGUGCCCAAUGGCAUACUAAAUUAUUUAAUGUAAAUUGUUAACAUUCGUGUGUUUGGUCUCAUGUUUUAGCUACUCUGCUGUUUCACUAUCUGCCAGAGCGGCGCGUUUCGAAAGAGAUUGUUCUUUCUGUUUUCGUUGGAGUGCGGUUUGUUGUUUGGAACCCGUGUGUCACAAACGGUAAAUUUUAUUGCAAAAAAUGCGCCAAUGAGAGAUUUUUUCAAACUUUCGUUGCGUGUUUAAUCAUUAGGGGAUGGAUCAGAGAACUUUUAAUGGUCAUAUAUUAUAUGCCCCUUGAAGCGUUACUCUAUAUUUUUCAUUGCGUGUUGCCAUUGUUUCAAUGGAGAACACACACACGUAACGAUCGAAACGCCUUUGGACGUGUUUAUUAAGAUUUCCAGCAAAUGCUCGUUCGCCGAUGUUCAAUUCGAAGAUCAAAAUAUAUGCAAUUGAGAGAGAGGGAGUUAUGUUCCGCUUAUAUGGAUGACAAAAAUAGUUAUUUAUUAUUGUCCUGGUUCGCUUUUCAAGUACGCUUCAAACAGAACAUAUCCCUCGAUCUGGAACAUGCGCGCACGGUCAUCACCAACCAUCCCAAGAAGUCUACCUAAAACUCCGACCGCACUGCGUUAAGCAAUGGAGUGCUAUCGUGAAGGAUAUAAUCCAACCAAAAACCUUUGCUAAACUCACUUCUCAGGAUUCCAUUACAAAAAAAACGGAAAAUGCAUUCUGGUUCUGCCGAUGUUGCGGGCGAUAGUUUAGUGUAGUUUUUGUUGAAUGGAAAAUUUCUGCUGCAUUUCUCCCUGCCGUCAUAUCAUCGUCAUGCGCGCACCACAAUCGAACUGCUUGCAGUAGGAUAAAAGGCAUACAUAAAAAAAAAAACAAACUCGCGAACACACAAUGCGCUUCAUUUUGAUGUUUGAUAAAAAUCUGGCAAAUGGGAUAAUCUAAGUUCUUGCGGUGAUAGUUAAGGGAAAAACGGGCCGAAUGCAAGGGGCGCGCGUGCGCUGUGAGCAUAUCCUACAGAGAGCCCUGGGUUUGUUUGUUGGGUUUCGCAAAUUUUCCACUCAAAUUCAUCGUCACUCUUUGCGCUGCGAGUGGAAAUUUGAAUAAACAAUAUUCUAACGGGAAGAUCCCCCACGGGGGCACACGUGUGGGCUGGAUCAGCUUGUUCGCAGGUUGACGCUUUGCCGCCGGGGGGAGAAAUAGCGACACAAAUCCGCCACAUUCGCGACGGUGGUACGUAGAGACCACCAACAUUCUUAGGUACGUUGUUGGGUGGAAAAUAGUAACAAUCUGAGUAUCUUUAAAUAUGAUAGCAAACGAUGCGUAACCCAUUCCGUUAAAAGUAAAUGAGUAAAACGCCGUGCCGUGUUACCGUACGGCGGCGGCGGGGUGGCAUGAUGGUGCAAAACGCAAAAGAAAGAGAAUUACAAAUGAAGUGAUGCGAGUUUCCAAAAACACACAAGAGCACGACGGACGGACGGUCGCAUAAGUGGCAAGAAGCGGCAAAAGAGAAAGCGUGUCGUUGAUGAUAUAAAAAUGCAUCAUGGGAAAGUAGAGAUAGGGAGUGACGACAACAAAGGGAACGAAUAGAUUGAGCAAAUCGCAACAAGUGGACUGAAAAGAGGAAACGUGGAGAGGGCGCCGGGGGGGCAAAUACGAGUUUUAUUCGCAUAAAAUACUGCAUAAAUAUCAAAGAGACAAGACAACGCAAUCAAAAUACGAGUUGCCCCGCAAAAAAAAAGCGUAUGGACGAAGCGCGGGAAGAGAGCGCGCAAAUAGAAGAGAUCUUCACACCGAAAGCGAAGAAUGAUGAUUUCGCGCUCUCGCGGACACAAGUCAGUUGUAAAGUAUGUUAAUUUAGCUGUAAAGGAACACGGUGUUAAAGUCAAGUGCGAAGAAUCUGAUGCAGCGUUACGAAGAAAUAAAAAGUGAAAUAGAGAAAAUA